GGUGAAUGGCGGGGGUGAGGGUGGGGAAUCUGUUUUGAUUUCUGUCGGGGAGACACACAAACAGACCCGCUGGCGACAGUCCGGGGUCUUCGCUUUCACAAGUCUUACCUCCGCGGUAAAUAGUUUCUCGCGUCUUGUCCACGUCUUUGCCAGUCGCACCACCGGCUUGGCAGAUGUCGGAUUCCUUGUGUGUGGAGGACAUGGACAAAGUGAAUCUACCAUUCUGUACACCGAUAAGUUUCGUGUGUUUCGUGGCCAAGUGUUUUAGAACAGCAGACGGCAACAACAGGUGAAGGCGGCAAUCACUCUAGAGAGGAUAUAACUGAAGCACGACUGUUGACUUUUGUCCAGUAGGUAUAUAGCUGGCUUGGCGCGUGCUGCUCUUCGCCCUCAGGACUCGAUCCAUGUUUCAGUAAGAUAUCAGAAUUUUUAAAUGUUUUUAUGCGAUCUAUCCCGAGCUUAGGAUCAUGGCUGCAGUUGUUAGGACAACAGAAGAAUGUCAUUGACAACAGAUGUAACGGUGCAGAGGAUAUGACUGACAUGUGAUUGGUGUCAAACAAACAUACAAAGAAAAUGAUGUUUGGAGGGUUGAGCACAGUUUCUGUUUAACUUGAAUAUGAGAAAGCGAACUAAACAAAAAGUCAUUUGUGAUAAUAACUAGAUUGCAAGAGUUUCAGAAAUCAGCUGAUAAAUCAGGGAUGGUAAAUAAUAUUAUUACUGUACUGAGAAAGACGCUUGGGCAGAAUGUUCCUAUGACACAUCCUACAAGUCAUUCAGAAACGGGUCAAAACUGUAACAACUGUAACUGUAGCAUCAAUAUGACUGUGGAGAACAUAACAUAAUUGGACUCAUACACAAACACCGAAAGUGUUCAACGGAAUCGCAUAGACAAGGCUAAAAAGGUUUCAUCAAAGAUUCUCUCAGCAACCUGAGUCUAGGUCACGUGAGCUCCGCCAGUACUUUAAUUCCCUCUCGCCACCCGUGAAUUACAACACCUGUAAUAUAUAUUUUGGGGGGACGGGGCUACUAAAAGGAGAGGUGAUGAAAGGUCUGAUGGACAUCGCUGCCGAGACCGCUUAGGACCACUUACGAAGUGUGUCGGUCCUUUACAAGCAGGACGAUCGCGAAGUCACGUGACAGAAAGCAGCAUGGAGGAGCGCGGUGUGACGCCCAGACCAACGGGGAUCGAGAACAAGAGCCUGGAGUAUGAGGUGGAGAUCCACGACGUGCAGUUCAACCACACAGGUCGAUUCUUUGUCAAGCUGGCCAUCCAGAGCCUCCAUACCAAAGAUUAUUCCAAGGUGACUGUGCGCAAGUGGCCUGGCGAGGAGUACGUGCGCGACUUUGAGGCGCUCACAGACGUGGUCGUGCAGUCCGACAACGACGACCUCAAUAUUUUCGAGGACAGGAAGUUUACCUUCAGCCUGCCAAAAGGCUUUUGCAAGAACGACAAGAACCAUGACGUGUAUCUGCUGCUGGAGGCAUUCUCACUGCCGGAGGACGAAGAAGACACGGGUCAGAAGGUCGGAGAGGGCAAGGUCGCCAUCUAUCCUCGCACCAACGCUCCCCGAACCAACCAUGCAGUGUCACCUGGCGGAGAUAUGUAUCGCUUCACUGACUACGUUCCGCUUUUACGUGGAUCUCAGGUGGACAAAUCCCAGAUGCACUGCGGUCGUCUGCGCUGCACGUUCGCGUUACGCGAGAAAGUUCCGCAGAUGAAGCCACCAAAACCAAAAUUGGACCCCAAGGCGUCUACAAGUCCGAUAACAGCACUCGUCCCCCCAGCUGCCCCUGCCCCUGAGAAAAAACCAGAGACUGACAAAGAAACACAGAAGAAGAAAGAUGAAGGGAAGAAGGGCGAGCUUGAGGUCCCUCCCUCGCCCAAGCGCCCUCCACCUGUCGUCCAUACUCCUCCCGCCAAGCCUCCACCUCCGAAAGCCACGCCUACCAGCGUGUGGGGGGACAACGUGUCCCUCAAUCUCCCCAAGUCCCCCUCGCCCCCACCGCUGACAGAUAGCAAGAGGCUGUCAGACUCGCCAUUGCCAGAUCUGAACCAGAGCACUUUUAGUGCCAACCCCGCCUGGCGCUACACUGCACUCAAGGGCAACGAACAGUUUGACGUCAUCGUUCACGGCGCCAGCGGCCUGCCGACUGCACGUGAUGGUCACGUACCCUUACCCUACGUCAUCCUGAAGACGAAACACGAUGAUGACAUAGGCGUGAAGGCGCGUGCUAAGACACAUGCAGUUGUCCGCCCCACCCACGUGCCUUCAUGGGAGGAGAUGAUCUCUGUAGAGGUUGAUGAGCCCAAAUCAGAGAAUGAAGUUCUUGUUCUGUCGGUGGGCGAUGCGACGACCAAGCAAGGAUUGGUUAAAUACCUGUUGCCGGCAUCCAGCUUGAAACCAUUCCAUCAGUACCACCUGGAGAUGGUCAUGCCCACUAAGAGCUCGGUCGGAGGGGCGAAGACAUACGUGUCUAUCAUUCGUCGACAGAGUACUCUGCCACAGGACCCAGCCUGCCCCAACUACCUGGGCCUGGAGGUCUUCCUGAGGGCUGUCCAGCGUCCGCUGCAGAAUCCAGCAGGACCUCUGAUUGCUGUGGCUAGAAUCGUGCCAGACUAUCACAACUACCGCACCGACACACUGCAGAGUCAUCCCCGCGCUGCUGGAAUCAGCAUGACCUCCGUCACCUUCCCCAACCCCCAUCCAUCAUCAUUCUCUGUUCCGGAACAGUCGUCACAGGGGUACCCACAGGUUAGCCUCAUUGGCAGGCCCGCUGAACAGCCUCGCUGGAACCAUCCAUUUCUUUUUUGUGACAAGCGUGAAAAGGCUACCAUGUUCACACCCUCGGCAGCCCUCGUUAUAGAAUACUAUGUGGCGAACGCAGCAAUGACGGACGAGUUCUGGAAGAUUCGCAGCCCUGUUGGCUUCUCCUCCGUUCUGCUGGAUCAGCGGAUGUACUCGCAGCUGUCCGCCAACAACGCCAGUCUCGGCAUGCGGGUGGAGGGCGUGCCUAUCCAGGGUUCUGACUUGUACACCGUAGACAACACAGCGCCUACUGUGGGGAUGGUCAUGAGACUGAUCAAGUCAGAUCAGCCAGACAGCAUGGUUGCCAUGAGUAACAUGGAAAACUUGCCUGAAGUGACUUUGCACCAAACUGACAGUACACUCCACGCCCCGGAUGUUCUGACCCUUGGUGAGGAUGAUGCUCAGGGGUCAGAAGUUAGCUCGCCGGCGCCUGACUCGCCUGUUGGUACAGAUGAACUGCUGCGGAGACUGCAACCUGCAACAGACAGAAGUCGACGAGUUUUGCCAAUUAAAGAUGGCGAGAUGCCGCCUUAUGAUGCCAUGGAGACCAUUCUACCCGAGUACCGCUAUAUCUUUACCGAACCUAGCAUCAACCACGACAGAGAGCCUGGUCGUACCCGAGGCACGACAAUGGCCCCGACUACCAGACAAACGAGGCUGCCCACGGACCUGGAGCACACAUCCAUGUCGGUGAUGGACCAGCAGCUACGCGAGAUCGACAACUACCGACAGGCCGUGCAGCGCAUGGGGCAGGACAUCCUGUCGCUACGCACCACCAUCCGGGAGCUGGAGGGCACGAACAGCAAACUUCGCCUGGAGCUGGGCAACUACAGUGACGCCACGCGCCUCAUCAUUGACUCGUCCGAGCUCGACGCCCUCGCCAAGCCAGAGCUGACCGCCAGAUACGCUGCCCUGAAGCAGAAGCUGGCAGCCCAGACAACGGAGCUCAAGGCGUACAAAGACAAGGUGCAGAAACUGCAGAAUGAGCUGAUCAAGAAAAACGACAAAGAAAAGGAGUAUCUGCGUAUGUCCCACGCCCAUGCAAGUCAGCAAGAACUACUGCAAAGGUUACAAGAAAAGGUCAACAAAGUACGCCAGCUAGAAGAUACUUGCAAAAAACAAGAGAAGGUUAUCGAGAAAAUGGAAAGAAUACUUGAAAAGCAAAGGGACAAGACACAGUCUGCUAAAGAUAUGAACUCUGAGGCUAAUGGGGCGUUGAUAGAAGAGAACAAACGACUGCGUCAACAAAUAGAGGAAAUACGGGAGCAGUUAAACAGAGGCGGCAGAGCUGGCGAGGACCUCGAGAAGCUGGAGCUGUACCAGGCUUUGGAACGAUCUGAAGGCCGCAUCAUGUCAUUGGAAAAACAGCUGGCUGACAACUCCCGCCAGUGGGGCCGGGAGCGAGCUGAACUACAGAUCCGCAUGAGCGAGACUGACAAUGGCUUCGGUCGUGCUGGGGGCCUGGUUCUCCACGACUAUCCUCUUCUGAGCAGUAGCCUCGACGCACCACGCCACCUACCACGACUGAACCUAAGGCCCUGAUGAUGUCAAGAUGGCUGAGCUACCUGCGAUUCUCCAAUGGUCGAGAUGAUGGUGAUAAGCUCUUCGUUGGCCACGAGGCCUGGAGACUACAUGAUAUAACUGGACUACAAACUUUAUCACGAUCGUUGGAUCCUGACUGGAAGAGAGUGGUGGCUGCAGUGGAACUUUCAUUCCCCACUGUGACCAGUCAGCCACGGACUUUCAUGAACAUCCGUUAGCUCUAGGAAUCUUUUGCUGUAAUCUUCCUUUGUAAGCUGUGUCAUUGAAGCGUGUGAUAAAACACAAACCUGACAUUUCAACAGAACCAGAGCUCUUUCCAAGGAACAACGGAGAAGACUGGUGUGUUGAAGAGCGAGAUACUCAAUACUUUCAGUCUUUAUAAUGAUUUCGGUGUGAAUAAGAGGAUUUAAAUAAAGAUGUUCGAUGGGUCGCUCACUGUACGACAGCAGAUUCAAGCAACCGACUAUGCUCAGCUUAAACAAAACAAACAAACAAACAAAAAGUAGCGCUAUUACUACUACAAGAAAUUUUUAACUGAAGCCACCGAAUAAACAAUGGCAACUGUCAGAACUUGAACACAGGAACGUGAGUGACGAGGUUGCCUGGUUUAUCCGCCAUAUUGUGCACUGUUGUACAACACUUUGCUGUCGGUUAUCAGACGUUGGCAAAUCCAAAGCUACACCUUGCCUUGGUCUAGGGCUAUGCUGCAUGACAUUUUCUUAUAUGCUGCACGCACACACACAAUUGCCCAUUAAUUUCAUCAGUAAAUACGGGAAGUUUCAUGCAUCCAAACAUGUAUAGCUACUUCAUUCUCUCUCAACAUUCUUUUUUUUUGUGAUUGCUUUCCCAGAGCUGGCCUGGUGAAUGAUGUUUAGAAUAUUUCAGUUUAGAAUUCAUCAAAAAGACUAGAAUCUGGUCAGUUAGUUGCACACAUCUUGUACUUAGGUUAUCUAGAGGCUUAAAGCAUGAUCAUACUGUUAUGAUGUGAUGAUAAUAAUACAAUAAUUAUUAUUUAUGAUAUUGCAUGACUGUGAUAUUGACGAGUUUCUGCAUCGUGCGUACUGGUUGUUUGUAAAUAUUCAAAAUAAAAUUAACAUAAAAAGGUGUGUAUUUUAUUGCUAGCACAACUUGCAGUAGCAACAUCUAGCAACCUGCUGAAGGAAGAGACUGGGCACUAGUCAGUAACCUUGUGGCUAAACACACGUGUGUACCGUGAUAAACAUGGGAUGUACAUAGUAAA
Molecule: messenger RNA, 5589 nt
Organism: Pomacea canaliculata
Lineage: Eukaryota; Metazoa; Mollusca; Gastropoda; Architaenioglossa; Ampullariidae
Product: coiled-coil domain-containing protein 33-like
Exons: 24
Coding region: 1149-4349 (1066 amino acids)
Cellular component (GO): peroxisome
Source: RefSeq, a predicted model, not a curated record